GCAUUGUGCAAUGCAGUGCAACCGGUUUGGGUACCUAUACCUAUGUGCAGGAUGCGCAUGGCUGCCGCUGGCUGGCAGCCGCUCAGCUCUUACAGCUCUAACACAAGCAACUAGAAAGUGACAAGAUAUUCUGAUGCCAGUGAAUGGCGUAGGUAAGUCGCGCAUCAGGCUUAUCCAGUAUUCCGGCUUAAUUCACUUCGCACAACGCGCCUUCAAUUAGUCGCCUUCUUCCAAUUGCGUGUGCAGUAGCCGCCGGCAGCAUGGCGCGGAUGCUUGUGUUGACUGCGUGCCUCUUUUUCGUACUGUCAGCUGCCAGCUGCGGUGCUUCCCGCAAGCUCCAGGAAGAGCCGCUCAAUGGAGGCCUCCCGAUUGAUGUCAGGGCGGCUGUAGGGGAAACUUGGGCUGUCGCGAAGUCCGCCGUUGCAUCGGGUGACCACGAGCUCUUUUCCUCCCUCUUUGCCCCAGAGGCCAGGCUGAAUGUUCCAAACAACCACCCCAUCACUGGAGCUGUGGGCAAGGCCUGGGAUAAGCUCCUGUCCUUCUUCUUCAAGGGCACCUCCCCUUUCUCAGGAAACAUCACGACAAGCGACGCCAUCUACCUGAAGAACAAGCACGCCGCCAAUGGAAAGGAGUACUUUGUGCUUACACGCAAUGCGUACAACUUGACAGAAGAUGAUGCGAAUGUGCUUGGAGACACUGGCGCCUCCAUUGCCCUAUUCCAGUGGCUGCCUUUGCCUGUUUCUCCAGCACAGCAGAUUGUAGCUGCCCUCGGGCUCACUGAUCCUCCCAAGCUCGGGCAGCUGAAAUUUAGGUGGUUUGCAUCCAACAGUGACCAGGAUGAGGAGGGCUCUGCCUACGCUAGCCUGGACAAUGUGUUUGAUGCUGAGGAUGAGGACGAUCUGCCUGAGGCUGAGGUCGACGCCAUGUUUGGUGCGCUUGGAGACCCCCCCCUCUCCGUGCGCCUCGCUCGGACUGUUAAUGCCACAUGGAACCGCUUCCAUCAGUCCAUCCUGGCCAAGGACAUCCACGGAGUGGAGAGGACUUUCUCAGAUGAUGUUCACCUGUACCCACCCUUUGCCAGCUCCAUCUCUGGCCUUGGCGAGAAGCUGGAGGCGGCCCUUGAGAAGCUCUUUGGAGGGGGCUCGAGCCUGACCCCGCCCACCCGCAAUUUCAACGAGCUCCUGCUGUUGAAGGGGAAGGUCAAGAGGAAGACCCACGGCGUCAAGACCAAGAUCAAGCACUUUGUGCUUGAGGAGAGCGACUAUGAGCACCCCUCUGACGACAGUGCCAAUGGCUGGUUUACUAGCAAGGGCAAGCAGAUGUGCCUCUGGGAGCUGCAGAAGCCCAAGGUCGCCCCCGCUUUUGUUGCAGAGGAAGUGGACGACUACCUGGGCGGGUCCGUUCUCAAGAAGCUGGACCUGAAGCUCGGCUGGGCCAUGUGGAACGGCAACCACGCGUCCAAGCACUCCCCCAGCCCCGCCCCCGCCCCUUCUGAGGAGCCGACUGAAGCCCCUGCUCCUAGGCCUACUGAGGCCCCCGCCCCCAAGGACGCUCCCCAGAAUGAGGUUGAUGCUGAGCUGGCGAUUGCAUAAGUGGCACUCCGCACGAGCUGUGGUGCUGCUCAGAAUGCUACUGAGUAGGAUAGUCCGCAUGCUCGGAAUGCUACUAAGUAAGUAGUCCGCAGGAUGUGGAGAGUCGGACAGGAAGUGCUGCAGGAUUCAGGAAGCAGCCGUAGAGUAAGUGCAAGCGAUGAGAGCAUCCCUGUUGCAGGGCUACACCGUAAGUUCUCGUCGAUCAGUCAUGUGGACGAUCACAACCUGUCACCGGCUUUGUUUCUGCAGUCUGUGCAAGUUGGUACCGUCAGUUUGUAUUGUUGUAGGCACGUCUUUUACUUCUUUAUCCUGCUUCACUUAGUCUUCGAAGGUGUUCGGACUUGCGAAUCGAUGAAUAUUCGAUCGACCUUUCGGUGCCAGGCCUGCCAUGAAUCCAAUGGGAAAGCAUGUUACUAAUUGUCCCGUGUAGAGCUAGAGGCAGCUCAGUGAUACACUUUGCGCCAGCAGACCAUCAGAUUAUGUUACACAGAUUACCUAGCUCAGCAGCUUUUCUGCGACAAUCGAGUCGGUUAUAGCGUACAAAAUUUCUCUUUAAAGAAAAGCACUGCAAUGGUC
Messenger RNA from Klebsormidium nitens, 2168 nucleotides. NCBI's taxonomy places the organism in Eukaryota, Viridiplantae, Streptophyta, Klebsormidiophyceae, Klebsormidiales, Klebsormidiaceae. The record is from the annotation of a GenBank genome assembly.